AUGCCUCCUAAAAAGAGAAGAACUGCCCUUUCAUGCCUCCGAUGCAACCAACGCAAGGUGAAAUGCGACAAAAAUAGUCCCUGUGGGAACUGUGUCCGCCGAAAUAUGGCCGACCAAUGCUGCCGUCCGUCUGACUUGCCUCGAGUUUCCGCGCAGGCAGUUUUGACAGCAGCGAACUCCGAGGGCAAUGAUUCCCAGUUUUGCAAGUCUUCAGUCAGUAAGGACGUCCCGAUUCAACAGUACUUCCAUUCUCUGCGAUCUCUAACGUACGGGAUUACCCAGAUCAGCGGGCUGACGCCCGCAUCGGACUACAACUCUGGCCAAGGUGAGUGGGAUCAAUGCAUGCCUCGUUUCCCAUAUCUUAUGGAUAGAGUCACAUUUGAGGUAUCGCGUAGUAUUUGCGAAUAUGCGUGUCGGACAACAACUUUCAUCCACCAGGGCAUUGUAGACCCACUUUUCCUAGCUGAUCACGACGAGUACUGGCAGGAAUAUGUCAAUCGUGAAAAUGCGUGUCUGUAUCAUUUGAGCAAUAACAGUUUGAAAAGGAAAUCUUCUGCAGACUACUAUUACUGGAUGUCACUUUACUAUGCUAUACUGUCGACAGGCGUCUAUUUUAGUACCGAAAUGGAGCACACGCUUUGGCCCUUUUCCCCUGAACAAGUGCAAGAUUUCCCCAGGGUUCUUCUCAAGGCUUCGCUGGACUGUCUCGUGAAGGCCGGGGCGUUGGAAAAUGCAGAUUUGCGCACGAUAGAAGUUUUCAGUGUAAUGUCCAUGUGCUUUCACGGCUUGGGCAGUAUUUAUCUUCACCGCCAGUUGCUUCGUUUGUCGAUCGAUACCGCACGCACACUGGGGCUCAAUAACGUUAGUGCAAAGGCCGAUUCAAAUAUUAACUUUCACAAUGAAGUCUACAAGCGGCUUUGGUAUAGCGUCUUCAUCAUCGAUUCACUCAGCAACUACCCUAAUCGCUACGUUGGCGAUUUUUCGACCCCGUUCCCAGAGCUUGUGACAACGCCGCAACUGCUUGGUGAAACUUCUUUGUCGGAGAUCGGUCUUCCAGAUAUUGCUGGCAAUGACGAUCUUGCUGGCAUUAUGUACCAGCGCAUGAUGGCAGAAUUAGCCAAUUUAAAGCAUGAGAGCUUUCAGGAGGCGCAGCAAUCCAACCUCGAAGAAUUCUGGGAUAGAAUGAUUCUUUUGCGAGAAAGGUUAGACGCCUGUUUUGGGCAAGCGCCAUAUGAGUUGGCAGAUUUCUCAGUGGCUCGAAAUGCAAGGUAUCUUCUUUUCUCCUCCAUCACUAGAGAAACCUUGAGCCUCGGCGCUCGACUCCAGGCGGUAAUAGGGACCAAGCGAUGGUGGGCUCAAUACAGAGACAAAUGUUUGCGCCUUGCCAAAGAACUGCUUACACAUAGUACUUCACCUCAAAUUCCGCUGCAUUAUAACCGCUACUGGAUCGUUGUUCAACAUUUAAUCUUUGCAUGUCUAUUUAUGCUCUUAGACAUGCUAACAUCCAAAAGUCAUAACGAUAAGGCCAAGCUACAACUGGUUGAGAGCAGUCUACCUACAAUUCGUAGAUUGCGGUCGUAUUUUACUGUUAAAGUGGGUCUUGCCGUCAUCGAGAAAUUGGCGUAUUUGGUAUCUCUUGUGCGACUGAAUACGGUGACUGCAGAUUCGCUAGAAUCUAUUUCUUUACGCGAAUUCCUACGUGAGUUGCAGAUUGCUAAUCCUGAUAACGUACGUGUUGCAGAAGCUGUGUCGCCGCCGGUCGAAAGGUCGCAAUACCUAAGAUUUGGUGGUUUACAAAGACCUUACGCACAACCAGCGCAGCUAGCCGCGAACUCAGAAGCCAGCCCGAAUUCGCAACUAUUGUUAAAUCCGACACUCGAAAAUAUUCUCGACGACAAGGGAUGGCAUGAGUUUCUGGAUUUUUUCUUCAAUGACAAGGCGAGCGUUUGA
Molecule: messenger RNA, 1950 nt
Organism: Lachancea mirantina
Lineage: Eukaryota; Fungi; Ascomycota; Saccharomycetes; Saccharomycetales; Saccharomycetaceae
Source: the annotation of a GenBank genome assembly